AUGAAGGAAAUAGGAAAAUGUUAGAAAUAAUAACGUAUAACUAAAGAAAUUGAGCAGUUUAAAUCUUUAUAGGAGAUGGAUGGCGACUUCUUAUACUUUGAAGAUUGUAAUAAGUUUAUUUUCAAUUUACUCUUCAUAGAAGUAAAUUUUAUAUAAAUACAAAGAUCAGAACAAGGUAAUCAGCAGAUUUUCGAGAAUUGUCAAAUAAAUUGGUUAUUUGUGAGGUAGUUUUAAGAGAGGACGCAUAAUUGACAAGAAUUUAAGCAUUAAAAGGAGUGAGACAAUGGAAUAUUGCGAUUAUUAUGGUUGCAGAGUUGAUUGAUAAGAGGGAGGAUGAGAGAUUUCUAGAACUUAAAAGUAAUUUCAUUUGA
Messenger RNA from Paramecium octaurelia, 371 nucleotides. The record is from the annotation of a GenBank genome assembly. Lineage: Eukaryota; Ciliophora; Oligohymenophorea; Peniculida; Parameciidae.